GGGAACCACUGGUCCAAGGUGUUCCAUUUUAGUAUUUAAAACACUUAAAACUGUCAACAGUUCCUUCACGCGGCCUGUCUUCAGGCCAGGAGAGCUGUAAACCUGAUCCAGGCCCAGAACUCUGCACAGUGGCGUCUCUCAGCUCUGAGCUGCAGAACUGGUCCGGACUCAGGAAUCUGGAGUCUGACUGCGCUCUUGUUGCGUCUCCUGGACUCCGGCGCGCGGGGCGGGGUGGCGCUCAGUCCGGCGCGCGGCGCACCGUCACCAGCUGCUCUCCCUGCACCGUCUGCCGGCCUGGGACGAGCCGCCAACAUGGGUGUAGAGAAGGAACGAUCGGACACCAGCAUCAUCAUGGACGAGUUCAACAGAUCCAAAGAACCGAUUCUGUCUAAAAACAAGAAGGGGUUCGCUGCUGUGCCGGACCGAGACCCGAGCGGCAUCAACGCGCAUCUGAAGGUGGGCUUUGAGGAUCUGAUCGCGGAGCCAGUCUCUGCGCACAGCUUCGACAGAGUGUGGGUCGGAAGCCACGCCACCUUCGAGCUGGUGAAGUUCUUCUUCUACCGCCUGCUGAGCGCGCUGCUGGCCGUGCCCGCGGCUUUCCUCCUGGGUCUGCUGUUCGGAGGGCUGAGCUGCGUGCGCGUCUGGUUGGUGAUGCCCACAGUCCAGAGUUUCAUGAUGCUCCUACCUUCACUGCAGAUUGUGUGGAGGAGCCUGAUGGAUACAUUCACAACUCCGCUUUUUCACAGCGUGGGAAAAUCCCUGUCCUCUGUUCGAGUUCAAACAGCAGAAGACUGAUGCAGACGGCUGUGUCCCACAGGAAGGCGGGAUGUAAUGUAGGAACGAGUCAAGUUGAAGAUGCAGUGAUUCCAGUGGAACACACGAGUCUUUUAUCAAAUAUGAUAUAAAAUGAAGGAAACUAAUGUGCAAAGCGAUGACAAUCAUAAGUUAAACACAUUCAAAUCAUUCAGUUUACAUUUAGCGGCAGCUGGUCAUGUUUGAAACCAGGUCCAGUUUCAGCUGAAGGGUUAAUAUUUUUAUUUUAUUAUCAAGGUUACAACAUCAGUGGCUUCUAUCUGCGUAUAUUUCUGUGAAUUACAAUAAAAGCAUUAUUUUUGAGGAGCGUUUUUUAAGUCAGAAAAAUGUCAACUAAACUCUAGUUUGAUGCAAAUCUAAUGAGAUGUAAUAAUUCAACAGAGAAAGAUACAAACACAGAGGUGUAUAACUUAAAACAAAUAAUUAUCCCUUAACAAAAAUGACUGGUAAACAUGUAUUUUACGGAUUAAAAAAUACUUAAGUAAAAGUAAUAAAACUGCUCACAAUUAUCAUGAAAAUAAAAGUAAUUUAAUAAAAACUUUAUAAAAUUAAAUUAAUUCUACUGAGCAAUUUACGCAUUCUCUUUAAAAGAAAACAUGGAAAUUGCUUUAAAUGUAUUUUCAUUUUAUUUGCAUGUAUAAUUUUGAUGCAUUAUUAUUUGCUUUGCAGAGUGCAUAAACAAUAUAUUUCAUUAUCAGUUAGGUUUUUU
Messenger RNA from Austrofundulus limnaeus, 1522 nucleotides. It is a transcript of the gene cav2, whose product is annotated as caveolin 2. Lineage: Eukaryota; Metazoa; Chordata; Actinopteri; Cyprinodontiformes; Rivulidae. The record is from RefSeq and is a predicted model, not a curated record. Gene Ontology annotation, molecular function: molecular adaptor activity; protein kinase binding. Gene Ontology annotation, cellular component: focal adhesion; sarcolemma; caveola. Gene Ontology annotation, biological process: cell differentiation; caveola assembly; negative regulation of endothelial cell proliferation.